Messenger RNA from Striga asiatica, 408 nucleotides. The record is from the annotation of a GenBank genome assembly. NCBI's taxonomy places the organism in Eukaryota, Viridiplantae, Streptophyta, Magnoliopsida, Lamiales, Orobanchaceae.
AUGACUCAUAGACUAACCAAUUUUCUCAUUUACGAUCAAGACCCCUUGGAGUUUUUCUUGAACGAAUCUACUUCUAUGGAAAAAUCGAACGUCUUUCAAACUUGGGAUUUGCAAGCCUCGACGAUUCGGUCCCAGCCGGCUACUCGUGCUCCUGCGAAUGCUCAUGCUACUCAUGAAGUUAAAGAGGGUAUUUAUGCUCGUCGUGUCCUUUAUAUGGACAUCAGAGGCCGCGGGUCUAUUCCGUUGACCCGUACGGACGAGAAUUUGACUCCUCAUAAGUUGUUCGUCUUUCAUAAAUCUCGAAGGAUGAGGGGCAAGGGGAUUGAUCGAGAAAGAUCUCUUGUUCUUAUUAUAGGAUCGUGGUUGGAUCCGCAUAUGUUUGGUAAAGAGAAUAAUCUUCUCCUUUGA